UUCUUUUCCGGUCUCCGAGCUCCUCCUUCUCUCUGAAAUUGAGCUCGGCCGCUAUUCUGCACUUCCUUGGAGUGUGAAUAUAUCAGGGAGGGCUCUAGGAAGGCUCGCGUUUGUUACUCCUGGCAGAAGCUGACGUUGUGCGGUUCCUUUGGUGGUCGUGUGACCAAGAUGCCUGUUAAUCAUGCAGCGGAGAAUGUGCUCGGAACCAUGGGCACCAUAUGCUGGACCGUCCAGCUGCUGCCACAGCUGUGGCACACAUACCGGUCAAAGUCUGUAGAGGGCCUGUCCGAGAUUUUCAUGCUAGCAUGCGGCAUCGCGGGCGCAACUCUAGGAACAUACUCUGUCGUACAGAACCUGAAUAUUCCCCUGAUCUUGCAACCGCAACUAUUCGGCGUGCUUUGUCUCGUCUCCUGGGCGCAGUGUCAGUAUUAUGGACACAAACGGUCACGAACAACAGCUGUGGCGAUGUACAUCGCGGCCGUCGUUCUGUUGGGGGGCUUCGAGGUCGGGAUGAUAUACGCCGUCAGACCGUCAUAUAAAGCUGGGAACAUGGGGCCGACCCAGUUUUUCGGCAUAUUCAGCACUGUGCUGAUAUCGUGCGGAUUGCUGCCUCAGUACUACGAAAUCUACAAAUACAAGGAGGUUAUUGGGAUCUCCCUUUUGUUCAUGACUGUAGAUGCUCUCGGAGGCGUUUUCAACGACCUCUCGCUAGCCUUCAAGGGAGACUUCGACGUCGUCGCUGGAAUCACGUACUCGCUUGUGGUGGUGCUCGAUGGCGGCAUCCUUCUCCUCGCACUGAUCUUGAACCCGAUUGCGAAGCGCAGACGCAAACGUCUCGCUGCUGAGGAUACGGCGGCAUCGGACGUGGAGACACCUGCAGAUACUAGUGACGACGGUUCUCGAGCGAGGGUGGAACCAACACAACCUUCAGAAGACGAAAAGCAGGAGAGUGCCAACCGCGCAGAAGAAGAGAAGGAAGGAGCGACAUCUGUCGAGAACCGUGACGCAUGACAGAGCCAUUCCUCUUAGAAGAUUGUUGACGACCACUUGCGAUAGAGACAAGGUUAUUUACGGCGACUCGGAUCGAUGAGACGUCAAGGACGUAUCUGGUGUCACGAUACGUCGGAUGAGUCCAUCGCAAUAAUCGUUACAGCCCCACCAAGGAUAGAUGGAAGCUCGAGUUUGAUUAGCUUGCAAGUGGUGAGGCGAUAGUUGCAGAACAGCCUUUCGAAUGACUUGACUUCGAAGCUGCUGAGCCUGGACAAACCUAAUCAUGCAAACAAUUUAUUAGGGCGAGUGGUCCCAGUGGAUGAAGGAAGCAACGUUUGUGUCCGAGAUGGCGUCGUGCUACGCAAGGGAAGGCUUGGAUUCAUGAGUAGCUCGCACAGCACAUAUUCAGGCCACACUGACAGCCGCCAGCUUGGCUGACAGCGCAAUAGGACGCCCGGAGCCUGGGUGCGUUGACCUACUACACCCGACGGCGUUAACGCGCCUGAGGGCACUACGG
Dichomitus squalens LYAD-421 SS1 is the source of this 1507-nucleotide messenger RNA. RefSeq lists its product as uncharacterized. NCBI's taxonomy places the organism in Eukaryota, Fungi, Basidiomycota, Agaricomycetes, Polyporales, Polyporaceae. The transcript has 7 exons. The coding region runs from base 169 to 1011 and encodes 280 amino acids. The record is from RefSeq and is a predicted model, not a curated record.